Molecule: messenger RNA, 597 nt
Organism: Strongylus vulgaris
Lineage: Eukaryota; Metazoa; Nematoda; Chromadorea; Rhabditida; Strongylidae
Source: the annotation of a GenBank genome assembly
AUGGAAGCACGUUACAAUCUCGAACUUCGUGAUCGCGAUCCUGCUACUGUAGAAGAUCUUGUACUGGAUGGAUGCGAAAGUGCCGAAAUUGAGGGUAUCACCGAUAAACUCAUAAACCUUCAACAUGUGGCCAACAACUGUCCGGAACUGCUUCAUCUCAAUCUUGCCUCAAACAAAAUUGGAAAAGUGGAGGAUCUGGCACCCCUAAAAAAACUUAAACUGGCCGAGUUGGAUCUGUUCAACAACCCGGUAACAGAAGGGGCGGCAGAAAGUGAAUACAGAUCUAAAGUAUUCGAAGCAAUUCCAUCUUUGCAAAUUCUCGAUGGAGCCGAUAUAAAUGGCGAAGAGGUUGAUGAUUCGCUCGAUGGAGAGGAUGAUUUGGGUGAUGAAGAUAGUGGAGACGAGUCUGGCUCUGACAUUGAUGGACCUGGAUUGAGCUAUUUGGACAACAGCCAACUCGAUGAAGAUGAAUCGGAAGAGUACAAGCCAUCUGACCCAGAGGUCAGUGGCGAAGAUGCAGCAAAAAGAGGUCUCAAAAGACGCAAUGAAGGAACCAAUGGUGGAGAGGGGGAUGUAAAGAAGAAAGCUGAUGAGUAG